This is a messenger RNA of Moneuplotes crassus, 3250 nucleotides long. The record is from the annotation of a GenBank genome assembly. NCBI's taxonomy places the organism in Eukaryota, Ciliophora, Spirotrichea, Euplotida, Euplotidae.
AGUAACCUGAUUAGUAAGAUGAAAGAAAGAGACUCUGAGAGUGAAGGUAGGUGGACAGUUUAUGGGGUGAUGGAGGGAGAGAGUGGGGGUCAUUGUUCCAGAGGGGUUAAUGGGGUAUUUGUUGUGGCGGUUGUGAGGAAAUUUAGAGUGAUGCCAAGAGAAGUUAUCGUAUUAGAUAAUUAUCAUUAUAGACCUUGAAGAAGAAAUUGGAAAAUUGAGCAUCCUCAGUAGAUCUGGAGUUUCAAGUUAUGGAAAAUAAUUCAGAGUAUUCUGAACCAAUGGACCAAAAUUACCCCACCCAAUACCUCGGAGAGAAUUUAGAAACAAAUACCAAACUUCUAGAAACAGGCGAAGAGCCACAAAGAAGUGUCAAUUACCAAACUCCAACUAUCCUCAGUGCUGUAAAAAUGGCUGGAGCCCAAGAUAGACUAGACAAAGUGCUUUCCAGGAGGAAGAAAUAAACAACAAAUUUCUCACAGCAAAAGUAUUUCAGCAGCUGACGAAAAGAUCUCGGCUAGGAAAUCUAAUCAGCCCCAGCCUGAUGAUGAAGGUCAUGAAAGCGAAAGAGUAGACACACCAAAAGAUGCUGUAAGACAAAGUCCAAGAGCCUCAUCAGCAAAGGAGGAUUUGUUGAAAGAGAAGGAAGAUUCAAAACCAAAAGAUGUAACUCGAAAAUCAAUUUUCCAACAAAAUGACAUCCGUCAAAUCUAUCAAUCUGAGCUAGAAUCAGAGAUUACUUCAGAUGAACGAGCAUCAGACUCACAAAACUCAGGAAGGAAGUUCAGAUGCUUAUUUAGAGCGCAUGAUAAGAAUAAGCUUCGGUGGGAUCUUUACAUCAUGCUUCUUGCAACACUGAAUUGUUUCCAAGUGCCUUAUACCCUUGCAUUUUCAGAAGAAGGGGAAGAACCACUCUUCUUAUCAGUGAUAAACUGGCUUCUGGAUGUUUCGUUCAUCAUAGACCUAAUAAUAGGGUUCAGAAGUACAUAUGUCAAUGAGAAGACAGGAAAAGAGAUAGUUGAUUUGAGAUUAAUAGCACUCCAGUACUUCAAAGGUCGGUUUUUCAUUGACCUACUUGCCUCAAUUCCAUUUGACAUCUUCUCCUUGUUCUUCUUCGGAAGAAAGGCAGGUGGAUUUAGCCUUCAGCUGAUCUCACUUUUGAAGUUAGUGAGAGUACUCAGAUUAUCAAAAUUGAUUGCUUUUAUGAACCUUCAGAAUGACAUGAAGAUGUCUCUAAAAUUAAUCAAGCUUGUUUUCUUCCUCAUCCUCUAUUUGCAUUGAGCAGCUUGUCUUUGGUUUUACAUCGUGAAGCAAAAAGAGAUGUGGAUCCCUCCUCUGAAUGAAAUCAGUGAGGCAAACAGCUUCUUUCUAAAAGGAAGUUUUGAUAAGUACUGAAUAUCUUUGUAUUACUCCAUACUGACGCUGGCUGGGAAUGACUUGUUCCCACAGGAUACCACACAGGUUAUCUUUGCGAUCAUACUUGUGCUUGCUGGAGCAAUUAUAAACGCGAAUAUUUUUGGUAACAUCGCAGUAUUACUUCAACAAAUCAACAGAAAAGCUGCCAAUUUUCAAGAAAAACUAGAUAACGCCACCUCAGCAAUGAAGUCACUAGGAAUUGAAGAGGAGCUACAGAAGAAAAUACAGCUGCAUCUGAUGUCCACUCAGGAUUCUCUUGACCUUCAGGAGGAACUUAAUUUAUUCUUACGGAUGCUGACUCCGAGCCUGAAAUUGAAGGUAACCCAGCAUAUAUUCAUUGAAGCUAUUUCUAGCAACCCUGUUUUCCAUGGAGAGGAAGAAGCUAUCGAAAUAAUGAUUAAAUCCAUGAACCUCCUUUUGUUCUACCCUGAGCAAGAAAUAGUCAAGCAAGGAGAGCCAGGCUAUAAAUUUUAUUUCAUAGCCCAAGGACAAUGCGAUGUCUUCAUAAACGAUGCAUAUAGCUCUCCGAUUUAUGAAAAGACUCUUGAAACAGGGAACUAUUUUGGAGAAGUAGCCAUUAUCAAGAACUGUAAGAGAACCGCUACAAUCAAGAGUCAAAGUUUCUCAACUUGAUCUUCCCUAGAAUACCAAGCUUUUCUGACUUUCCUUGAGGAAUACCCUAUUCUGAAGACAAACUUUACUGAAAGAAUGAAGACUUCUUAUAAUGACCACUGGAGAAAAUUCACAAGGAAAUGCCUCAGGAAUGUAGACUACCUUAAGAAUGGAAUCAGUGAUGAAAUUUUAGAUGAAAUCUCCUUUACACUAGAGAGUUGUAACCUCGCCACUGGAUACCAACUCAUCAAGGCUGGGACGAUCUGUAAUGAAAUUAUCCUGAUCUGUUGUGGCAAAAUUGAGGUGUCUAUUUGUAAUGUCACCGGUUCAAAUUCUUACAUUGACACACUAUCUACUUGUAGUACAAUUGGGUCUUACAGUGCACUCUCAGCAGAAGAUCAUAUAAUCAAUGCUAUCUGAAAUACAAGCUGAAAGAUCCUGAUCCUAAAAUUUGAAGUUAUUGAAAAGUUAAGAGAGCAAUAUGAAGAACUCGACCUCAACCUUGAAAAGCAUGAAGAUUAUAUUGAAGAAUAUGGCAUCCCUUACUGAGAUUUUCAUAUAUACCGUGAGACUGAUGAUGUAGCAACCCCUCUCCUCAAGUUCCAACAAGGGAUACUUAGGAUUAUUAGAAUCAUCAAGGCCUAUAAGACAACUAGACUUACUGAUCUUCUCGGGGUGAUUCAAAAAGAUAUUCGAAAAUAAAAGGAAAGACAAACUCAAACGUAAGCAGAAACUUCUCCUCAGAAAUCUCUCAAAUCCCGAUCAAAUGACUCAAGAGGCGAUCUUUACCCGUCUCAAUGAGAAGAUGGAUUAUAUUACGUCAAAAGUUGAGUCUCAGUCUUGUCCAAACUGAGCUUGUAAUUGAAAAUCGAAACCUUCUUCGCUUCCAAAAGAAGCAAGUAAGGCUAAGCCUCCUCAGGAGGGACCUCCUAGAUUGACUCCUCCUUCGAUCGUGAAUCACUUGCAGAAGAGUUUGACCCAUACAAUUAAUGUAAUUCCAAAGACAUCGCCAAAGGAAGAAGAUGAUCCUGAUGAAGAAAGUAGGGAUAUGCUGCCAUCAAUCCACCAGCCUCAUCCACUUCAGUCUUACGAAACUUUACAAGUAGAUCAUCCUCUAAUGCAGCAGAGAUCAUUCAUGGGUCCUUACCAGUUUGGAAGCAGGAAGUCCAAAUAAAUACGACACAUGUAGUCUUGAAGCUUUUUUUUCUAACACCAUUUAUUGCAA